Messenger RNA from Coccidioides posadasii C735 delta SOWgp, 699 nucleotides. RefSeq lists its product as uncharacterized. Lineage: Eukaryota; Fungi; Ascomycota; Eurotiomycetes; Onygenales; Onygenaceae. The record is from RefSeq and is a predicted model, not a curated record.
AUGCGACGUCCGAGGUACUUGAGGCGCAUACAGGACUAUAUGUUUUGGAAAAGGCGACUUCAUUUGCUUCGAAGGCGCAGACAGCAUGCCCAUUUGUUGCGGGAAUCGCAAGAUUGCAAUCGCGUUUUACCUUCAGUGGAAUCCGACAUUCGGCUGAACAAUCAAACUGAGAAGUCAGGGUUGAAUGAUGCAGCAAGUCCUUCAGGUGCCUCUGAUGCUCCGCCCGACGCUCUAUCCGACACUCAUUCUGAACCAGAAGACGUCAGGGUGCACGAGAUUAUACAAGAAGCAGUGGCAGCUCUACGCAAUGAAUCACAACAGUAUGAAGAGCCCGAAUCCGAACCCCAGUUACAGACUAUGUUACAUCCAGUGCACCCGGUUGGCAACGAAGAUUCCGAUUUUCAUUCACGGCUAGAGGAUCCGUUGGGCGACCAGCCAGCUGAGACCUACAUCCCGACUACAAUGAACGACCCGUCGGAGGUCCUAGUCCACGCGCGUGCGGAGCCUGAUGAAAUGCUGCACCACUUCACGCUCGCUUUAGGAUUAUGGUGCGAAAAAUCGGGAAUAUCUCGCCAACACUACCAGGCACUGCGGGAAGUCCUACAGAUUCCCGAAGACACCGGUGUACUGAGAUCUCUACCAUUGGGGCUGAGCACGUUGAAGAAGAAAUGCAGAGCUCAUCGGACGGACAUCAGGUGA